This is a messenger RNA of Olea europaea var. sylvestris, 579 nucleotides long. Its product is annotated as probable F-actin-capping protein subunit beta. Bases 1 to 564 code for a protein of 187 amino acids. Gene Ontology annotation, biological process: barbed-end actin filament capping; actin cytoskeleton organization; cell morphogenesis. NCBI's taxonomy places the organism in Eukaryota, Viridiplantae, Streptophyta, Magnoliopsida, Lamiales, Oleaceae. Gene Ontology annotation, cellular component: F-actin capping protein complex; cytoplasm. The record is from RefSeq and is a predicted model, not a curated record. The transcript has 6 exons. Gene Ontology annotation, molecular function: actin filament binding.
AUGGGUUUGGGUUAUAAUUUGGAGUGGGCACAAAGAGUUGAAGAGCAAUAUGAGAUAGUGAAACAGGUUUUAUGUGAUGCUGAAUGUGGGAAGGAAUUCAUUUUAUGUGAAUACAACAGAGAUGCAGACUCUUACAGGUCACCUUGGUCAAACACAUACCAUCCCCCACUAGAAGAUGGUUCUCAUCCAUCUCCAGAGUUGAGGAAGCUUGAGAUUGAAGCAAACGACAUCUUUGCUAUAUAUCGUGACCAGUAUUAUGAAGGAGGCAGUUCAUCAGUGUAUAUAUGGGAAACUGAAAAUGAUGGGUUUGUAUCUUGCUUUUUAAUUAAAAAAGACGGCUCAAAGUCUGGACAUGGUAGGAGAGGCUAUCUCCAAGAAGGAGCUUGGGAUGCCAUACAUGUUAUUGAGGUUGGACAAGAAGAAGAAAUAGCGCAUUACUCUUUGACAAGUACUGUGAUGCUGUCAUUGACAACAAAUGAUGAGUCAUCAGGCACCUUCAGUCUGUCCGGUUCCAUUAGAAGACAGGUACCACAUCUGUCAUGCUGGAUUUAUAGUAAAUUUUAAUGUUAUACCAAUGCA